AUGUCGACCACUGUCAGGUUUGGAACCACCACCGGUCCUUGCAGAGGUGCUACUGCUGAGAAAGCACAAUCUGUAGUAGAGGAAACUGAUGUGAAAGGGAACUGUGACCCUGACAAGCUGCUGCAGUGUCCUUUUGACAAGAGCCACCAGAUCCGGGCCUGUCGUUUCCCUUAUCAUCUUAUAAAAUGCAGGAAGAAUCAUCCAAAACUGGCCAGUGAGCUGAAAACCUGCCCGUUUAACGCCCGCCACCUAGUUCCCAAGCACGAGCUGACACUGCACACUGAAACCUGCGAGGACAGAACGUCUGUGGAUCGUGAAGAUGAUGCAGACACAAGUAGAUAUAGUAGAUGGCAGGUCCCGGUCAGUUCCUGGGUAAACCCGGUCAUGACUGAAGACUGGGAUGAAGAGGCUGAUGACAAUGCAGCUCCAUUUGUGUGGGGUGUAAACACAGACAUAAAUCCACAACUGGAUAAAAUGCCAACCAACAAUCUUGGUCAGAGUACAAGAGGCCCCAACAGCCUCCCAUGGGCAAGAUUUAAUCCCUAAUUUUGUGCAGAUGUGCAGUCAAAGCUUUGUGUUAAAACUGUGUGUGUGCUUAGCUGGUGAAAAAUUUUAAUUUUUCAAAUUGAUCUAUACCUCAAUAGUCUUUGCAUGCUUGUUUUUAAUUUGAAUGUCUGCAUUUAUUUUUUCUUUCACUUUGUUACACUGUAUUCACUUGAAUUCUGUUUUACUAACCAUUGACUGAAAGUUUAGAGCAUGUUGUAAUAAAAGAGCUCAUUUAAAGUUUUGACUGAGUGAAUAAAGGGGGCGAGUUGAC
Messenger RNA from Sphaeramia orbicularis (orbiculate cardinalfish), 817 nucleotides. It is a transcript of the gene gtsf1, whose product is annotated as gametocyte specific factor 1. The transcript has 6 exons. The record is from RefSeq and is a predicted model, not a curated record. NCBI's taxonomy places the organism in Eukaryota, Metazoa, Chordata, Actinopteri, Kurtiformes, Apogonidae. Bases 1 to 546 code for a protein of 181 amino acids.